Molecule: messenger RNA, 3305 nt
Organism: Alosa alosa (allis shad)
Lineage: Eukaryota; Metazoa; Chordata; Actinopteri; Clupeiformes; Clupeidae
Exons: 3
Coding region: 1449-2933 (494 amino acids)
Source: RefSeq, a predicted model, not a curated record
UCUCAGGUUUGGACUUGAAGACGGAUCGAGGAAGCAACUCGGGGAGCAUCUUAUGCCAAGAAGCUCAGCAGCAGCCCGCUUCUACUACCACGAGACUCUGUGCAGUUGUACUGUUUGAGACUUAGCCUGUGCUCUGUUAGUCAUUGUUCUACCAUCUACAAUAAAUUCACUUGAUCAUUGAUGCUGAUUCAACCGUCAAGCCUUAUUGAGAGACCAUCUUCAAUACAGACAUUAGAACUGAAACACAACGCAACGAUCGGGAAUCCAACGUUUGGUUUUCGUGACCCGAACACAAGAGGAGGGGGAGGACGUGAACAUCUUGAGACUUCGGGGUCAGAGAGACGUUGCGGUCAGAUUGAGACUUCGGGGUCAGAUUUGAACAUCACAUCUGUAAGAAGAGUCUAUUUGGCACCCUGACUGACGUUACCAACCCCCCAGCUGGAAGCCAGCCAAGACCCGCUGCAGUGAAGAAACUCCGACCAGGUUUGAGAGACAAUCUAAGACAUCAAGACGAUCAGAAGGAGAAGACCCGGAAGGCCAUGAAGACUUAAUUAGGUCUUGACAGUUUUGUAAGGACACCACAAACACAGAGAUCCAGCAGCUAUUGCACCUGGGUGAGGAAGGUCAAGAGGAAAGUGUCUGCUGUUUAUCUGUCUGAAGAUCGCAUACGAUCCAGAACUGCAACAUUCUGGCCUUGUCGGAGGCGAAGAGGGACACAAUCCACUCCAAGCAUUUAUCUUCCAUCAGGAGUGACCUCCACAGCCACGGGUGAAGCUGUCUCUGGUAAUUGUGGAGGAAAAACUGCAGAAGUAAAAGCUGUAAGACUGAUCACAAAUACAUGGAAAUACCAAACAGACACUUGAUGUGAUAUGUGCUUAUGACAAUAUGAUCUGAAUGAAACAACUGUGCGUGCGUAAUGUGUAUAUAAGUGCGUGCUGUAAUGCUACAUUUAGUCAGUGAUUUGUCUAAGGGUCUGAAGUGAACACUUAGAAUAGUGUUAAGCAUAUUUAGUGGUUGUAUAAACUAGCAAAUGGGCAGGGGAGUCUGAUCGAUAUAUUUUUACUGAAGACAAAUCAACAGUUAAAUUUCGAGAACGUGUUUAUUUGGAGUCAUAAAAUUUGUUGUGAAGAGUGACAUCAAGGGCAUUUCCAGAGUCUCUGCUGUGUUAGAAUUGGCAGUGUCCAUUGCAAUGCACUCUUGUGGACCAUAAAUUACCCAAGUGACUGACAAGUAAAGUUGACACAACAGCAGCUGUGGAAGAGAUCAAGUGGAGGAUUCCUGUGGUGUUGUUGAUUUUAACCACAGAGGUGACAAGAGAAGUGCAAGAAGCUGAACUACAAAUCAAUAAAAGGGGAAAUACCUUAACUAAUCCUGAGUGACUUUGAAAAACAAGUUAAGGUAAAAUAAAUAGACUUGGAAGACAAACCUGAUACUAAAAAGGACUAAAAAUGACUGACAUUGACUCAGUUCAGAUCAAUGAUCUGAGAUCAAUGGUGGGCACAUUUUCAAACUUUGUGAGAUCAAAGUUCAAGUUAGAUAAAGUUGAGAAUAAACUGAUAGCAAAGUACAACAUUAAGUGCGAAGGAUGUUUGUGGGCACUGGAUGAUUUGACGUGUGUGCUGGAGAGGUGGCAGGAAAAGACAAAUGAAGAUAAAAAGCUGGCAUUGAUUAUUUGGAAUCAGCUUCAACUGAGAUCUGAACAGUUUAAUAGGGCAGAAAGUGACAGGCGGUGUGAUGAUGAACAAAAGAAAUUCAAAGUCCUGGAGGAACACUGGAAACAGCUGUGGUGUAACCAGGAGAAAGUCCAUGCGCAGGAACAGGAAAGACUGCGGAGUGACCUGGAGAAAGUCCAUGCGCGGGAACAGGAAAGACUGCGGAGUGACCUGGAGAAAGUCCAUGCGCAGGAACAGGAAAGACUGCGGAGUGACCUGGAGAAAGUCCAUGCGCGGGAACAGGAAAGACUGCGGAGUGAGCAAAGGAAAGUUGCAGCGCUGGAGGAAGAUGUGAUGAUGCUAGAGUAUGAGUUGGAAAAGGCUGGAAAACACUGGGAGAGGAUUAAGGCCAGACUGAUGCAAGUCCUGAGAGUGCAGUUGCCUGACUGGCAGAUGCCUGUCCAAACCCCCCAAGCUUUGGUUGCCGUCCAAUUCAAUGUGCUGCGUGCAGGCACAUUUGGUCCAUCAGCACCCCCUGUUAACCUGGAGGGCGGUGACCCUGAUGUUUCUGAAGCUGACAGAGAGCUUUGUUUGUUUUUGCAAAACUUUGUGAGAGAAGCACUUCUUCCUAUAACAAUCCCGAAGUUUGCCACUGACAAUAACAUUAAGACGUGGGCCAAAGAGUUAAAACACCCACGAGUAGAGGGGGUGGAGACAUGGGUUAAGCUGCGCGGUAUUGCAGCAGUACAUCAGUUGCACCCUUAUGAUGGUCUUCGAAUUAUGGGCCUGCUUGUGAGUGGUACAGAUGCCAAUUGCCUGAAAGCAGCAGUGGAACACGCCCUUGGACAAGACAAGACCAAUUUGAAGAAUGCUUGGAAAGCACUAGAGGACUGGAUACGUGGAGCAGCAAAUGAAGCAAGAAACUGGUCGAAGAUAGAUGAAUGUGUGCAGAAAAAUGGCGAAGAGGUAAUAGACUAUGCAAUUAGGUUCAAAAACAUCUUUGUUGUUCAUUCCGGUAUUCCUGAAAUUGAUUCGUUGACUAUUUACGACAGCAAGUGUGGUAUUCUGAAGUACGAGUUUAUUAGGAAUUUGCUUCCUGCUAUUCGAAGAGCUGUGUAUGCCCGCUUGCCCCUCUGGGGGCGACAUGGGUUUUCAUUCAAAACAGUUAUAGACGCAGCCUGUGCCGUUGAGAUGGACAAGGAGAGAAAGCGUCAGAAUCAGAGGGCCCGUCGUCAAAGGAAGAAGGAGAGACUGAGAAACAUGAGAAACGAGUACAGAUAAUGAAAGGACAGUAGCAAGGGAAACAGCCACAGAGCAGGUGUCCAGAAUUCAACACGAUGAUGACAAUGAUGAUGAUGAAGAUGAUGAUUAUGAUGAUGUGGGCGUGGUAGCAUAGUGGUUAAAGAGUUGGGCUAGAAUGCAGUAGCCUGUAAAGUUGUGGGUUCAUUUCCCGGCUUCCACCGUUGUGCCCUUGAGCAAAGCAUUUAACCCCAAGUUGCUCCAGGGACAGUUGCCCUUGUAAUAUAAAUGACACAUGUAAGCCACUUUGGAUAUAAACGUCUGCUAAAUGAAUACAUGUAAUGAAAAUGUAAAUGAUGAUGAUGCUUACGAUGAUGACAACAUUGAUGAUGAUGAUGAUGACUAUGAAGACAA